Cucurbita moschata (crookneck pumpkin) is the source of this 775-nucleotide messenger RNA. RefSeq names its product prostaglandin E synthase 2-like. Gene Ontology annotation, molecular function: prostaglandin-E synthase activity. Bases 1 to 513 code for a protein of 170 amino acids. Lineage: Eukaryota; Viridiplantae; Streptophyta; Magnoliopsida; Cucurbitales; Cucurbitaceae. The transcript is spliced from 5 exons. The record is from RefSeq and is a predicted model, not a curated record. Gene Ontology annotation, cellular component: mitochondrion.
AUGAUAUGCUGGAUUUCAAAAAAUCCGCUGCUGUUUCCAUGUCCCAGGUACGAAGCGUGUCCGUUUUGUAAUAAAGUUAAAGCUUUUCUCGACUACUACGAUGUACCAUACAAAGUUGUCGAGGUCAAUCCAUUCAGUAAGAAAGAAAUUAAGUGGUGGUCGGAGUAUAAGAAGGUGCCAAUAUUGGUGGUUGAUGGCGAACAGCUGGUUGACUCCUCAGCCAUAAUCGACCAGUUGAGCCACAAGGCUUUGUUGGAUAAGAAUGCUUCUUCUGUCUCUGAAGAUGAUGAAGAAACUAAGUGGCGUAGAUGGGUAGACAAUCACUUGGUACAUGUCUUAUUCAUUAUUAGUAUGAAAUCACUUGCUAGUAGUGUUCUUCUUAACAAACAAAUCUCCACGCUGAUCGAGGAUUUUCAUUGGCAUUUUUUGGUAGUCCGCUUCAGUAAGUCUUUACACCUCAAAGAUUUCCAUGUGAUGCUAGGGAAAUUUCGAAAUUCUCCUUUAUUUGGAUAACAAUUUAUACUGUAGCUAGUUUCUGAUUAUGUUGGGAGAUUAAACUCUUGAUUUUGAGAGUUUAAUUAGGAUUUGAUUCCAUGUGAACGUCCAAGCCCACUGCCAGGCAGAUAUUGUCAUCUUUGGGCUUUCCUUUCUUGGCUUCCCCUCAAGUUUUUUAAAACACAUCUCGGAGAGUGGGACCCCCUAACAGUCCAAGUACUCGUUCUUUCUCCAAUUGAUGUGGGAUCUCCAAUCCACCUCCCUUUGGAGCCCAGCAUCC